Xenopus laevis (African clawed frog) is the source of this 2179-nucleotide messenger RNA. It is a transcript of the gene get3.L, whose product is annotated as guided entry of tail-anchored proteins factor 3, ATPase L homeolog. The coding region runs from base 255 to 1283 and encodes 342 amino acids. Gene Ontology annotation, molecular function: ATP binding; ATP hydrolysis activity. Gene Ontology annotation, cellular component: GET complex; cytoplasm; nucleolus. Gene Ontology annotation, biological process: establishment of protein localization to membrane; tail-anchored membrane protein insertion into ER membrane; protein insertion into ER membrane. The transcript has 7 exons. The record is from RefSeq and is a predicted model, not a curated record. Lineage: Eukaryota; Metazoa; Chordata; Amphibia; Anura; Pipidae.
AAGAUUUGGUGGGAGUGUUGCAUUGACAUUGAUAAGCGUACGCUUCAGCCAAUAAGGAAAUUGCACAGCUACAUUUUCCGCAAAUCAGAGUACCCAUACGAUAGUUUGAGGGUGGGGACUGUGAUUAGGCAGCUCCUAACAACAAGGGUGUCACUGUUGCCAACCAGAGAGGCGGUGUGGUGAGCCAAUGGAUUGUGAGUGUGCCUGUGUGAGGGGGUGGAGCCUGUCUGGCCACGUGAGGCGUAAGGUGAAAGAUGGCCGCGCCGGCAGAGGAUGAGUUUGAAGAUGCUCCAGACGUGGAGCCUUUAGAGCCGACUCUGAGUAAUGUGAUUGAUCAGCGCUCCCUCAGGUGGAUCUUCGUGGGAGGAAAGGGAGGCGUGGGCAAGACGACCUGUAGUUGCAGCUUGGCAGUACAGCUUUCACAGGUACGGGAGAGUGUUCUCAUCAUCUCCACAGACCCUGCUCACAAUAUCUCUGAUGCCUUCGACCAGAAGUUCUCUAAGGUCCCAACAAAAGUCCGUGGCUAUGACAACCUUUUUGCUAUGGAAAUUGACCCCAGUCUGGGGGUGGCAGAGCUCCCUGAUGAAAUGUUCGAGGAGGACAACAUGCUGAGUAUGGGAAAGAAGAUGAUGCAGGAAGCAAUGAGUGCUUUCCCAGGAAUUGAUGAAGCCAUGAGUUAUGCUGAAGUGAUGAGGCUGGUGAAAGGGAUGAAUUUCUCUGUGGUGGUCUUUGACACGGCUCCCACUGGACACACGCUGCGUCUGCUCAACUUCCCCACCAUCGUAGAGCGAGGCCUGGGGCGGCUCAUGCAGAUUAAAAACCAGAUCAGCCCUUUUAUAUCACAGAUGUGCAACAUGCUCGGACUUGGUGAUAUGAAUGCGGAUCAGUUGGCUUCCAAGUUAGAGGAGACCCUUCCGGUUAUCCGGUCCGUCAGCGAGCAGUUCAAAGAUCCGGAGCAGACCACGUUCAUCUGCGUUUGUAUCGCUGAGUUCCUAUCGCUGUACGAGACAGAGCGUUUGAUCCAGGAGUUGGCCAAAUGCAGCAUAGACACUCACAAUAUCAUAGUGAAUCAGCUGGUAUUUCCUGAGCCAGAGAAACCGUGCAGAAUGUGUGAGGCCAGACACAAGAUCCAAUCGAAGUACCUGGACCAGAUGGAGGAUCUCUAUGAAGAUUUCCACAUUGCAAAGCUUCCUCUUCUUCCUCAUGAAGUUCGAGGGGCAGAAAACGUAAACACCUUCUCUAAGCUCCUUUUGGAACCCUACAAACCCCCCAGCGGGAAGUAAGCAUGGAGAGACCUUACAGAAACCUUACAGCUGUUUGAAGAGAAGAGUCGGACUGGCUAGAUUCCAUUACUCACAGAUGAGGGGGGCUCUCCCAACCAUAUAACUCCUAAUAACCCCAAUGCUUUGUCUAUUUAUUAUAACUGGAUUUAGGGGACCCAACAAUUCAAAUCCUCCUCUUUUGUUUUGUUUCUGUUGUCUCGGACAGUUUAAUGUUGAUUUUUUUCCUGGCAGUCUCUCUUUGUCUCUGUAUGCCCAGCAGUCUCUCUUUGUCUCUGUAUGCCUGGCAGUCUCUCUUUGUCUCUGUAUGCCCGGCAGUCUCUCUUUGUCUCUGUAUGCCCGGCAGUCUCUCUUUGUCUCUGUAUGCCUGGCAGUCUCUCUUUGUCUCUGUAUGCCUGGCGGUCUCUCUUUGUCUCUGUAUGCCUGGCGGUCUCUCUUUGUCUCUGUAUGCCUGGCGGUCUCUCUUUGUCUCUGUAUGCCUGGCCGUCUCUCUUUGUCUCUGUAUGCCUGGCGGUCUCUCUUUGUCUCUGUAUGCCUGGCGGUCUCUUGGGCUCUCCAGCCUUAGCUAAAAUAAUCUUUAAACUCCCAGUAUCACCAGCAGAGACUAGGAGGUAUUAGUUCAGCAGUAUUUGGAGUGUUAGAGACCAAUUCUUUCAACCUAGACCUUCCUCUGUUUGUGGCAAUCUUUGACUCUUGUGCGUCUUCUAACCCCCCCCACCACCAAUUUUUGUAUUGUUUAAACUCCCCUGUUAGUCGAGAGAAUGCCAACGUAUGUGUAAGUUCUGAGCAGGACUGCCCUGCAAACUAGGACUGAAAUGUAUUGUAGUUGCACAUUGUCCAUUCCACCUGCAGGACGCAGAGGGGAAGAGCAGUUCAUAAAUUAAACUGUUUCUAAAACA